Messenger RNA from Setaria italica (foxtail millet), 4484 nucleotides. RefSeq lists its product as uncharacterized. The record is from RefSeq and is a predicted model, not a curated record. Lineage: Eukaryota; Viridiplantae; Streptophyta; Magnoliopsida; Poales; Poaceae. The transcript has 3 exons. Bases 2167 to 3096 code for a protein of 309 amino acids.
GUCGGUUGUCCAAAGAAGCCAAGCCAGCUGCUGUGUACUCCUCUGAUUUGAAGCGCGCUGCCGAGACUGCACAAACUAUCGCAAUAGCUUGCCAUGUACCCAAUCUGGUGUUUGAUCAGUCACUGAGAGAAAGGCACAUGGGAGAUCUCCACGGUUUGAAGUUUGAUGAUGCCGUCAGUACCAAGCCUGAAGCUUACAAGGCUUUCUCAUCAGAUGACAGAAACCAAGAAAUUCCUGUUGGUGGGGAGAGUCUUGAUCAACUUUCCAAGCGCUGUGUUUCCUACUUGAACAUGAUAGCUGACAAGCACAAGGGUAAGCAAUGAUCUGAUAUAGGAGGAAAACGUUGGAUGAUUUUACCUUUGGAGGGUAUUUGAGUUAUGUGCUUCAUGUAAGGGCAUUCUGGAUAUUUUCCGGAUGCCUAUAUAUAUGAGAGAUGGCUGGUUGGGGUAGCCAUCCCUUUGCUUGUUUUGGUGGGGGUUUUCUCAUUUGCUUUGUGAGAGCCUUUGGCAGAGGGAGAGAGGUGUGAGUUGAUCUUUUUGUCAUCCUAGUUUGGAUUGUGCUUAGGAGUGGCUAGUAACCGAACAUGGUGGAGUAAUCCAAAGAUCAAUUUUAUGCCAUAUUGUUCCAUCCUCUUUGAAUCUAAAAUUUAUCUUUCUCGGUAUUUUUGGAGGUAUUUUUGGGGAUUUUGCGUUCUUCGCGUUUGAGCCCAAAUCCCGUGAGAUUUGUUAGGAGAAAUUGUUGCUAUGACCCGUGUGAGCAUCUAUAAUGUGAUCUCCCUCAAAUCCCUCACAAAUUUGGCUUGAAUUUUGAGAUUCCCCGAAAAUCCCCUUUCUUAUGCCCUUCCCAAAUCCUUUGAAUCUAGUGACCAAUUCUUGGGCUUUUCAACUUGAUCCUUUGGAAAAUACCUUUGGUAUGUUGUUGUGAGUCUAUGGUUUAAAUUUUCUAAUUUUUGGAGGUCGUUUGAUCGAGUUUCAGAUUUUUCCAACUUCCUCACGAAGGCUGUUUUCAAGAGUUUUGCAAUUUUCCAAAGGUUUUCCGGAAAUUUUCGAAAGUCCGGAAGUUUCCGAAGGAUUUUCCGGAAUUUUCCAAACUUUAGUGUUGGUUUUCAAAUUUCUUCUUCCGAUACUUGUUUGGGCUCUUUCUUGCUUCCACUAGUCUCAAAUUGGGUUCCUAGCAAUAUUCCUAGGUCCAUUAGCUCCUGCAUAGCUAAGGGGACUUGAUAUUGCUAGAAGAGAGUUUUGUGGAUUAGGUUGGGACUUUAGUCGAGAUUCUUUGAGAAAAUUUGAAUCAGCUCCCAUUCACCUCCCCUCUGGUCAUCUUUUCGGUCCUUCAAUUGGUAUUAGAGCUUGGUUAAGAAUCACACAACUUUAAUCAGCUUUGUGAUCCACGGGGCGACAAGGUAAAGAGCGCUUUUGCUUGCGGAUUUGGUUUUCACGAUUUGAGCUUGUUUUUGGCUAAUCCUAACCGGUGCUUUGAGUUUUGGCACCAAGCUCUUGUUCUAUUGGUUCUUUGUCCCUAGGUGGUGUGGUCACAUCAAAGCAGAAAGAAGCGGGAUGAUCUAAACAAGGAUGAUGAAGUGAUGGCAUUGAUGCGUCUUUUGAUGGAUGAGAUGCCUCAAGAAGAUGAUCUCCAACGCAAGCUUCACAAGAUGAGUAGAGGUAAACUCUCCCAAGGUAUAAUUGGUUUGUUCACUUGCCUUUGUGCUCAUGGCGAGACGAUUGCUAAGCUUAAGAAAAAUUUGGACAUGUCUAGACUUGAUAAUGUGAAUGCUUUAAUUUCAUGCAAGUCUAGCUUACCUCUACCAUGCAAAUCUUGUGAUGUUUUGCACAUUGAAAAUGAGAAACUAAAAAGAGAUGUUUAUCUUGGUGACAAGCAACUUGAAUCUUGUAGAAGACUACUUGAUGAGCUCUCAAUUGAUUAUGAUGCUUUAAAAUCUAAAAAUGCAAUGUUGAAAUCCAAUACCUCUAUGCCAUGUAAUUCAUGUGUUGCUUUGAAUAAUGAUCUUGAUAAGACUAGGAUGAAAUUGCUCUUUUGAAGUCUAAUGCUUCUUUGCCAUGUGUUUCAUAUGAGUCUUUGUUUGCUGAAAUUAAUGACUUAAAAUUGACUCAUACCACAUGUGUUGAACAAAUUGAGCAUGCUAGGGUUGAAAUUUGUGAAAUAAAGUCUAUGCCUUGUAGCAUGUGCUCUUUGGUUCUUGAUGAUGAUGCUUGCCUUACUUCUUGUGAUAAUCAUGAUAUCGUGCGUGAUGUGAAUGAUGAUGAUUGUUCAUGCGGUCUUAUUUGCACAUCAUGCAUUGAAUUGGAAAAUGAAGUUUUAACUUUGAAGCAAAUGCGCGAUGAUAUGAGUGCCAAGUUGGUUGAGCGCAAUGAGAUGAGUGCCAACCUUGAGAAAGAAAAUAAACUCUUGCGUACUACAUAUGCUAAGUGUAUUGAAAAGGAGAUGGAUAAUUUGAGAAAUGCUCCAUGUGGUACUUGUGAUCGUCUCAAACAUGAAAAUGAGGUUUUAGCCACAAGAUGCAAGAUUCUUAGUGCUAAGUCUUUUGAUUCUUGCAAUUCUUAUCACUCCGAUGUUGGUGUUUCCAAAAUUGCUUCUUCCCAACUGGAGUUGCUUUCUUCUAUUGAGCGUGAGUCUUUGGAUGCUAGUACUUGUGCUAGUGCUUUGGAUAGCUCUUCUAUAGCUACUCUUAAGCUUGUUGCUUCUUCCAGUAUUGCUCAAGAUAAUUCAAGUGGCAAGGGUGCUUCUCACACUUUUGUAACUCAUACUCCCAAACCAAAGUUUCAUUGCACCUUUUGUAAGAUGGGCAUACCAUUGAGUUUUGUUUUCGCCAUAUCAAGCAUGAGCGAUGUGUGCGUGCCAAAGCUUUUAGAAAGCCAUGUAGCCUUUCCCAUGGCACGUGUGAACCUAAUGUUGGGCACCAAGUCAAAUGGUGUUGUUGAUGCUUUUUGCUCUAAGUCCCAAGGGAUUUCUCACUUGAAUGAGAAUGAUGAUUCAUCCUCUCGGACCGUGCCUACAAAAAGGCCUUUGUACCAUUGCUCCUAUUAUGAGAAAGAUGGGCAUCAAGAUAGCUUUUGUUAUCGUCAUGCAAGACAAAUGUGACGAACUCGUGUUUCUAGGCCUUUGGUUGUUCAUAGCCCAUCUCAUGGCAUGAGCACUUGUGAGCCUAGUAAGAAGCCACAUUUCAUUGAUGGGUUUUAUGACUACUUUUCUAGUGAGUUAGGUCAUGCUCGUGGACAUGCUUCUAGUUAUUCUUAUGUUGGUCCACGCCAUGGUUCUCAUGGUGCUUGUGUUGGUUCUUCUCUUAAGACCCCGGGGGAUCAUUGUCUUUUUGCUAGUGGUAGCACUCGUUCUUCUUCUCAAGUUGCUUCUUUGAGGCAUGGUUCCAAGGGUAUUUCAAAAUCAUCUCAUUUGAACCGGCAUUUGCAUCAUGCUAACCCACAUGAUAAGUUGAGUGCAUCUUUUACCCGUGUGACUAAGUUUUGGAUUCCCAAGUAUAUGCUUACUAACCCUUUGGGAUGCAAGACUCGGUCUUCUUUGUCCCCUCAUGUGUAGGUAUGGGGAUGCAGGUGGAGGACAUGAGCUCGAAGGGACUUGAUCUUUUGCUUGAGGUGAUCAAGACUUGAUGGCUCUCCACACUGUUUGGAUGUACACUUGUAUAGUGAGUUUUUCCUUUCGUGUAUACUAUUCACUUGUGGACUCUUUUGCAAGUUUUAUACUUGUAUCAUGCUGUGAAUAUACCAUGGUAGGCUAGCCACCUAUUCAUGUUAGCAUGUGUGAUCUUCAUGUGUAUCUUGUCAUGCUAGCUUUUUAAUAUAUCUUGGUGGAUGAUUCACAUGAACAUCGUACCAUGCUUUUGCUUAGUCUUUGUAUUGGGUAUGGUAUAUUGUUCAUUUGGUAUCAUUUUAGCUUAGUAUCUUUGUAUAAUCCUUCGCACCUUGUUGACAUGUUUGCUUGCCCAAUCUUUUAUUCAUAAAUGUAGAAUCAUGUUGCAAUGCUCUAAUUCCUCUCAUUGGUAUCAUCAUUGCUUUGUGUGACAUGAAUUGAGCUUUAUUUUGUUUUUGGGCUUCCCUUAUCUUUAGGUUGCAUUUUCUCUUCUUUUUUUAUUGGAGUUAGAACUUUUCUUUUACCCCUUCUUUUUCUAGCUUUUCUUUGCUAGGUGUCUUUGGUUGAGGGGGAGUUCAGCUUCAUUCGAGGGGGAGUUUGGACCAAGGACUUGCUUUGAUUUUUGAUAUCCGCUUUUGAUCUUUUAAUUGUUAUCACAUUUGAUCUUUCAAUUGGAUUCCAUCUUCUUCAAGUGAUAUCAAUUUUUGAUCCUUCAAUUGGUAUCCUUUCUAUGGUACUCAAUUGGGAUCCUUGGCAGUUUUUCUUUGGCAACGGAGCUUUUCCUAGAUUGGUUUGACCCUCAUGAACUUUCUUGAUUUUGAGCUGAGCCCCAUCUCUUUUAGCAUUGCAUUGCAUUUAUAUCAUAUUGCACCUUGUACACUUUG